Molecule: messenger RNA, 6727 nt
Organism: Microtus oregoni (creeping vole)
Lineage: Eukaryota; Metazoa; Chordata; Mammalia; Rodentia; Cricetidae
Gene: Pik3c2b
Product: phosphatidylinositol-4-phosphate 3-kinase catalytic subunit type 2 beta
Exons: 33
Coding region: 502-5403 (1633 amino acids)
Biological process (GO): phosphatidylinositol-3-phosphate biosynthetic process; phosphatidylinositol 3-kinase/protein kinase B signal transduction; phosphatidylinositol-mediated signaling
Cellular component (GO): plasma membrane; phosphatidylinositol 3-kinase complex; cytoplasm
Molecular function (GO): 1-phosphatidylinositol-4-phosphate 3-kinase activity; 1-phosphatidylinositol-3-kinase activity; phosphatidylinositol binding
Source: RefSeq, a predicted model, not a curated record
UCGGCGAUUCGGCGCUGCGGCUGCUGCCGGCGGCCUGGGCCGCGGUGCUGGCAGGAGCGGGCGAUCCUCGCUCGCCGUGCAGUGCGCCGGCUGUCCGGGAGAUGGCUUCUCCCCGCUCGCCCGCCGCUCGCGCUAUUGUCUCACCCGGGGCCGCCUGACUGACUGCGAGCUCGUGCACGCUCCCCGCAGACAGCACCGGGCCCCGGACCGACCCCCCACACCCGUCGAUUGCCCGUGCGUCCCCUGCAGCGGGGAUCCCAGAGUCGGCGCGGGGCGGGCGAGGGGAGCGGGCGGUACUGCACCUCACGCGGGGAACGGAGCCUCCUGGAGCCACAGAGCGAGCCGGGGCGUGGGAGCCCAAGUCGCCCAACCACGACAGUCAGGGUGUCGCGGCGGAACCCGCGGCCAGCGCAGGUCCCAAGACAACAUGUACCAGCCAUACAGGCCUGACACUGGCAGGAAGUAGAAGGCUUCGUUGUCUCUUGUGCCCGCACCCUCAUCAUGUCUUCUACUCAGGGCAAUGGGGAACACUGGAAGUCCCUGGAGUCCGUGGGCAUCAGCCGCAAAGAACUGGCUAUGGCUGAAGCCCUGCAGAUGGAGUACGAUGCUCUUUCUCGGCUCCGCCAUCACAAGGAGGAGAGCAGGGCUAAGCAGAACACAGAGCCCUCUCUUAUCAGCUGGGAUGAGCCCGCUUUGGACUUCUACAGCAAGCCAGCAGGCAGGCGGACAGACCUCAAGCUCUUGCGUGGUCUUUCUGGCUCUGACCCUACCCUGAAUUACAACUCCAUUGCCCCACAAGAAGAACCUCCCAACUCUACCUCCCAAGAUCCCCAGCCUGGCCCAGAUCCCUGGCCCAAGGGCUCCCUACCUGGAGACUAUCUCUAUAUUUUUGAUGGCUCAGAUGGGAGUCUCUCUUUGUCUUCAGAAUCAGGCGACACAGGUGGCUCAAGCAAGAAACUAUCCCCACCUCCUCUGCCUCCUCGAGUCUCUCUCUGGGAUGCCCCUCCCUUGCCUCCCAGAAAGGGGUCCCCCUCACCCUCCAAGAUUGCUCAGUCCACUGACAUCAACAGUUUUGCUUUGGUGGAACAGCCACCUGACAAACUGUUAGGACCCCAGGACGCAGAAGAGGAAGAGCUACCUGAUGGUGGGGGACAGCGACACAGGCUGGGCUCUGUGGACUAUGAUGGCAUCAAUGAUGCAAUCACAAGGCUCAACUUGAAGUCAACGUAUGACUCAGAGAUAUUGUCUGAUGCUACCAGGGGCUGGAAGGAGGGCCGGGGGCCCCUGGACUUCAACAAAGACACCUCUGGAAAACCCGUGGCUCGGAGCAAGACAAUGCCCCCUCAGGUGCCGCCCCGAACCUAUACUUCCCGAUAUGCCAACCGAAAAAAUGCGACACCUGGCAAGAACCGCCGGAUUUCUGCUGCUCCGGUGGGCUCCCGGCCCCACACCACCGCCAAUGGCCACGAACUGUUUGAGGUCUCAGAGGAGAGAGAUGAGGAAGUUGCUGCGUUUUGCCACAUGCUGGAUAUCCUUCGGACAGGCUCUGAUAUCCAGGACUAUUCCCUAACUGGAUAUGUCUGGAGCACUGUCACCCCGAGUCCAGAGCAUCUUGGGGAUGAGGUCAACCUGAAGGUGACUGUGUUGUGCGAGAGUCUUCGGGAGCCGCUCACUUUUACCUGCAACUGUUCCUCCACUGUGGACUUGCUCAUCUACCAGACCCUCUGCUACACCCAUGAUGAACUGAGGGAAGUGGACGUGGGGGACUUUGUGCUCAAGCCCUGCGGGCUGGAGGAGUUCCUGCAAAAUAAGCAUGCCUUGGGCAGCCAUGAAUAUAUCCAAUAUUGCCGCAAGUUUGACAUCAACAUCCGACUGCAGCUGAUGGAGCAGAAGGCCAUGCGGAGUGACCUGGCCCGGACGGUGAACGACGAUCAGAGCCCUUCCACCUUGAACUACCUCAUCCAUCUCCAAGAGAGGCCAGUCAAGCAGACCAUCAGCAGGCAGGCCUUGAGUCUUCUGUUUGACACGUACCACAACGAGGUGGACGCCUUCCUGCUGGCUGAUGGGGAUUUCCCACUGAAGGCGGACAGGGUAGUCCAGUCUGUCAAGGCCAUCUGCAAUGCCCUGGCCGCCGUGGAGACUCCUGAGAUCACCAGCGCUCUCAACCAGCUGCCUCCCUGCCCCUCACGCAUGCAGCCAAAGAUCCAGAAGGAUCCCAGCGUGCUGGCUGUGAGGGAAAACCGAGAGAAGGUGGUAGAAGCCUUGACAGCAGCCAUCUUGGACUUGGUGGAGCUGUACUGCAAUACAUUCAAUGCAGACUUCCAGACCGCCGUGCCCGGGAGUCGGAAGCAUGAUUUGGUUCAAGAGGCCUGUCAUUUCCCUGGGGCCCUGGCCUUCACUGUCUAUGCUACUCAUCGCAUUCCCAUCAUCUGGGCCACCAGCUAUGAAGAGUUCUACCUCUCCUGUUCCCUCAGCCAUGGAGGCAAGGAACUGUGCAGCCCCCUGCAGACCCGACGGGCUCACUUCUCCAAGUACCUGUUCCAUCUCAUCAUCUGGGACCAGCAGAUCUGUUUUCCAGUGCAGGUGAACAGGCUGCCUCGGGAGACCCUGCUGUGUGCCACACUCUAUGCCUUGCCCAUCCCCCCUCCUGGGAGUUCCUCGGAAGCCAAUAAGCAGAGGCGGGUGCCCGAAGCCCUGGGCUGGGUCACUACCCCUCUCUUCAACUUCAGGCAAGUCUUGACCUGUGGCCGGAAGCUUCUGGGCUUGUGGCCAGCAACACAGGAAAACUCCAGUGCCCGUUGGAGUGCACCUAAUUUCCACCAGCCAGACAGUGUCAUCCUGCAGAUUGACUUCCCCACCUCGGCCUUUGAUAUCAAGUUCACCAGCCCCCCUGGAGACAAAUUCAGCCCCCGCUAUGAGUUUGGCAGCCUCCGGGAGGAGGACCAACGCAAGCUUAAAGACAUCACGCAGAAGGAGUCCCUAUACUGGCUCACGGAUGCUGACAGAAAGCACCUGUGGGAAAAGCGCUAUUACUGCCACUCUGAGGUAAGCUCACUGCCCCUGGUGCUCGCCAGUGCACCCAGCUGGGAGUGGGCUUGCCUGCCCGACAUCUAUGCUCUCCUGAAGCAGUGGCCACACAUGAACCACCAGGAUGCCCUGGGGCUCCUGCAUGCCACCUUUCCCGACCAGGAGGUGAGGCGGAUGGCGGUGCAGUGGAUCGGCUCCCUCUCAGAUGCGGAGCUGCUGGACUACCUGCCCCAGCUGGUACAGGCCCUGAAGUAUGAGUGCUACCUGGACAGCCCCUUGGUGCGCUUUCUCCUGAAGCGAGCCAUCUCUGACCUGAGAGUGACCCACUACUUCUUCUGGUUACUGAAGGAUAGCCUCAAGGACUCUCAGUUCAGCAUCCGCUACCAGUACCUGCUGGCAGCCUUGCUGUGCUGCUGUGGCAAGGGACUGAGGGAGGAGUUUAACCGCCAGUGCUGGCUUGUCAAUACCCUGGCCAAACUGGCCCAGCAGGUCCGAGAGGCCACCCCAUCUGCGCGCCAGGGCAUCCUUCGCACGGGCUUGGAGGAGGUGAAGCAGUUCUUUGCCCUCAACGGUUCGUGCCGCCUGCCGCUAAGCCCCAGUCUACUGGUGAAGGGCAUUGUGCCCAGGGACUGUUCCUACUUCAAUUCUAACGCGGUCCCCCUCAAGCUUGCCUUCCAAAAUGUGGAUCCCCUGGGUGAGAACAUCCGUGUCAUUUUCAAGUGCGGGGAUGACCUUCGCCAGGACAUGCUCACCCUGCAGAUGAUCCGCAUCAUGAGCAAGAUCUGGGUGCAGGAGGGGCUGGAUAUGCGCAUGGUCAUUUUCCGCUGCUUCUCCACUGGCCGAGGGAGAGGGAUGGUGGAGAUGAUACCCAAUGCUGAGACGCUGCGCAAGAUCCAGGUGGAACAUGGGGUGACCGGCUCCUUCAAGGACCGUCCUCUGGCCGACUGGCUGCAGAAACACAACCCCGGGGAGGACGAAUAUGAAAAGGCUGUGGAGAACUUCAUCUACUCCUGCGCUGGCUGCUGUGUGGCUACAUACAUCUUGGGCAUCUGUGAUAGACACAAUGACAACAUCAUGCUGAAGACCACCGGGCACAUGUUCCACAUAGAUUUCGGCCGCUUCCUGGGCCACGCGCAGAUGUUUGGCAAUAUCAAGAGGGACCGUGCCCCCUUUGUGUUCACCUCGGACAUGGCAUACGUCAUCAACGGGGGUGACAAGCCUUCCAGCCGCUUCCAUGAUUUUGUUGACCUUUGCUGCCAAGCCUACAACCUCAUUCGCAAGCACACCCACCUCUUCCUCAACCUUCUGGGCCUGAUGCUGUCCUGUGGAAUCCCCGAGCUCUCCGACCUGGAGGACCUCAAGUAUGUGUAUGAUGCCCUGAGGCCUCAGGACUCAGAGGCCAAUGCCACCACCUACUUCACAAGAUUGAUUGAGUCCAGUCUGGGUAGCGUCGCCACGAAACUCAACUUUUUCAUUCACAACCUGGCUCAGAUGAAAUUCACAGGCUCAGAUGACCGGCUAACCCUUUCCUUUGCACCCCGAACACACACUCUCAAGAGCUCUGGGCGCAUCACUGAUGUCUUCCUCUGCCGUCACGAGAAGAUCUUCCACCCCAGCAAGGGCUAUAUUUAUGUGGUGAAGGUGAUGCGGGAGAACGCUCAUGAGGCAACGUACAUCCAGAGGACGUUUGAAGAGUUCCAGGAACUGCACAACAAGCUGCGCCUGCUCUUCCCAUCUUCUCUCCUGCCCAGCUUCCCUAGUCGCUUUGUGAUUGGCCGCUCCCGGGGAGAGGCAGUGGCCGAGCGGCGGAGGGAGGAGCUAAAUGGCUACAUUUGGCACUUGAUUCAUGCAGCCCCGGAGGUGGCUGAGUGUGAUCUGGUAUAUACCUUCUUCCACCCCCUGCCCCGGGAUGAGAAGGCUUCAGGCCCCAGCUCAGUUCCAAAGUCCUCAGAUGGGACUUGGGCCCGGCCCGUUGGGAAGGUCGGUGGGGAGGUGAAGCUGUCCAUCUCCUAUAAGAACAACAAACUCUUCAUCAUGGUGAUGCAUAUUCGGGGCUUGCAGCCGCUCCAGGAUGGGAACGACCCUGACCCCUAUGUAAAGAUUUACCUCCUUCCUGACCCUCAGAAGACCACAAAGAGGAAAACCAAAGUGGCUCGGAAAACCUGCAACCCUACCUACAAUGAGAUGUUGGUGUAUGAUGGGAUCCCCAAGGGAGACCUACAGCAGCGGGAGCUCCAGCUGAGCGUGCUAAGUGAGCAAGGAUUUUGGGAGAACGUGCUCCUUGGGGAGGUGCACAUUCGCCUUCGGGAGCUGGACCUGGCCCAGGAGAAGACUGGCUGGUUCGCACUGGGAUCUCGAGGUCAUGGAACUUUAUGAGCCCAGUCAUGGCCCAGGCCUGCAGCUGCUGCCCAGAGCUGGGGGAGAAUGACUCCCCUGCCUGGCCUGACUCCUUUGCUAGGAAGGGGUGCAGCCCUCGGUGGCCUUCCCCAUGGUCCAGGUGGACCUGACCUCAGUGAGGGGCUGGGAGAGUCCGGCGCUCUGCGUUGCCCCUUCCUCGGCGGACUGCACUUGGGUUGGUUGUGGGGAACGGGCCCUCGGAAGCUGUGGGUCGCAGCAGAGUCUUAAGUUUACCUUGUGUCAAGGGAGCAAUGCCUGCUUUGGGGUGUGUGGAGCGCGAGCUAUAUGAAGUAGCACUUGGGGGAGGGUGGGUGGAUAUUUUAUUUUAAUUUUUAAAAAAUGAAAUAGUAAUGUUGUCCUAGCUGGGACAGGAAGCCUUGAGAGGGGCGUACCAUGCCUCAGACGGCAAGAGAAGACUAUUUGGGUUUUUUGUAUGAUGAAAGUUCUUAUUGGACUUUUUCCCAGGACUUUUUGGGUUUUGUUUUCUAGCUAUAGGAAAUGUUGGGGAGGGGCCUGGUAGGUCCUCGGUGAAGCCCUCCCCCUCUCAGGCACACUGGGGAAGGGUGGGGAGGACUCACUGACUGCUGGGCUGAGGCCCUCCCUGGGCUGUCUGAUUUUGCCUCCAAAGGAGAGCAGUGUGAUACCUACGUGUGUAAGGAAGGGCCUUCCGUGUCAGGGUUCCGCCAAGGACCUGUGUUCAGGAACCCAUGCUCUUUAGGGCAGAAUUUUCCUCUCUUCUUCCCCUGAUGGUUGGAUUUGACUCUGAUGUCUUCCUCUCCCCUUUGCCCCUCUGAUCUCGCAGCCCUCUGCGGGUCCUGGUGAAUACACUGGGGUGCUCCUAUGCCCCAUCUUGUUUGAUGGGACAGAAUGCUGCCGACCCUUAGCUCCGGGCCAUGCCUGUGGAGGGUGGGUGCGUUGUGGCCACUUGCUGCAUAGUUUCUGGAAUAUGUUCCCUGAGACCUUCUACUACUUUCUCUCCCAAACCCUGUUUCUCUCACACUUCAAAAGGGAUUUCAUUGUGUAGGGCCACAAAGCUGUUUAGCGUGUAGACAGAGGGUACCCUGUCCACAGCGAAGGGGGCUGGGAAGAAUGAAGACUGGUCAAUGCCGUUGUUCUUUCUGGCUUCUUCCUGGCCAGAAGGCGACUGGCCUGGAACAGCAUACUCUUAGGAAACAAACAGUGGCUGGAGAGAUGGCUCAGCGGUUAAGAGCACUGGCUGCUCUUCCAGAGGACCUGGGUUCAAUUCCCAGCACCCGCAGGGCAGCUUACAACUGACUGUAGCUCCAGUUCCAGGGGACCUGAC